Entamoeba dispar SAW760 is the source of this 339-nucleotide messenger RNA. RefSeq lists its product as uncharacterized. Lineage: Eukaryota; Evosea; Mastigamoebida; Endamoebidae. The transcript has a single exon. The record is from RefSeq and is a predicted model, not a curated record. Bases 1 to 339 code for a protein of 112 amino acids.
AUGAACCAAAAAGAAUUAGAUGAAGAACAUAUUUAUCUUUUAUCUGUAGUUCAAGCUUUUCAAUUAUAUGAAGAGUUUGGUAAACAAUGGGUUAUUUAUCAAUUAUCAAUGUUUAAAAGUUUAAAAGAAGAAGAUAAAAAAUUAUUACCUAAUUAUUAUCAAAAAUGGAAUUUAAUAUUAUGUGGAUUACAUGCAAAUCAAAUGAUUUUUGAUGCAAUCAUUAGAAAUCAAGAAGAUAUAAUUACUCAUUCAAAAUUUCCUAUUCUUUCUCAAAAACAACAACAUAAUUUAAUUACUUCAAUGAUGAUCAAGAAAGAAAUGAACUUUGUCAAAAAUUAG